This is a messenger RNA of Penicillium nucicola, 1758 nucleotides long. Its product is annotated as Zn(II)2Cys6 transcription factor. Gene Ontology annotation, cellular component: nucleus. The coding region runs from base 1 to 1758 and encodes 585 amino acids. Lineage: Eukaryota; Fungi; Ascomycota; Eurotiomycetes; Eurotiales; Aspergillaceae. Gene Ontology annotation, biological process: regulation of DNA-templated transcription. Gene Ontology annotation, molecular function: DNA-binding transcription factor activity, RNA polymerase II-specific; transcription cis-regulatory region binding; zinc ion binding. The record is from RefSeq and is a predicted model, not a curated record. The transcript is spliced from 5 exons.
AUGGAAGACUCGGUUGGCCGCCAUCCGACAGCAUGUUUGACCUGCGCCAAGGCCAAAGUCCGAUGUUCUCCAGAGGCCAACGGGCCGUGUCAACGGUGCCGUCGCUUGGGUAAAGAAUGUGGGAAUCAACUCCCUGGUGCUCAUCGGCGCACAAAACAAUCAAAAACGAGCAGCUCUGAUGUUGCUGUACUGGAAGCGAAACUUGACCGCAUGGUCGCUAUGCUGGCCGCCUCGGAACAAACUGCUCGAGAACGGGUUGAGGCAGCUUCGACUCCAAGUUCUUAUUCUGCUAGGGAAGAUAGGGCCGCGUCUCCCAGUGAUGUCGACGACCAGCUUUUCGUGGAAGUGUUCAUCAAUAGAAUGCUUCCUCUUUUCCCUUUCCUGGUCAUCCCCGCACAUAUCACCGUGGAAGACCUACGCCGAGACAAACCAUUUCUGUGCAUGAAUAUCUCAAUGAUUGCGUGUCCAAAUGCCUCACGUCAACGGGAAAUCGCUGACUCAAUACAAGAAUAUGUAGCCAAGCACAUCAUAAUCAAAGGAGAACAAAAUCUAGAUCUACUACAAGGUCUUCUUCUCAACGUGACCUGGUUCACAACUGUCAGCCGUUUUCCGCGAAACGCUGCUUGCUGUGAAAAUAAUCCUGAUGGGCUGAAAUUUGAGCUAGAUGCUCGCCAUGUUAUGCGCAACACUUCUCAGAUUGAUAAUUUUGUGCAUCUCCUUGUGGCUCAGUCAGUGGGCUUGGGGUUAAACCAGGAACCUGCCUCUCAGAGACCACUCAACUAUCCAUUGGCUUAUAUAAAAGACACUAUACAGGGGGAUAAUCACAAUCCCAUACGCACAUUAGAAGAGCGUCGAACUUACCUGGGAUGCUUUUAUAUGACGACGAUGCUCUCUGCGUGUGCGAAAGACUUGGGUACAAUCAUUCGCUUUACAAAAUAUACCGAAGAUUGUUGCAAUGUUCUGGAGCAGGCUUCAGAAUAUCCCUCCGACGCUUAUUUAGUUCAAUUGGUUCGAAUUAUGAAUCUUGCUGAAAAGAUUCAAAACACUUUGUAUCGGACCGAAUUUCAUCUCUCAUCGGCCCCAUCCACGCCUCUUGGAUUGAGCAUACGGUGGCUCGAGGCUGAGCUUAAACAACUCAGAGCUCGCAUGCCCUCCGAGGAACUAUACUCGACCAUUAUCUCGUUUCACUGCAACACACUGGAGAUCCACCUUUAUCGGAUAGCCCUGAGUCCCAAUCAGUCCGACUCGCACUACGGUGACUAUCCUCUAGCAAGAUUGGAUCUCCUGUACCGCACCCUGGAAGCAACAAGUUCCUUCUUCAAAAGCGUCUUCUCUGUCCCCGCGUCCUUUUUCCCAUACCUCCCAUUCACAAUAAUGAGUCAAUUUGGAAAGGCAAUGAUCACACUGUCCCAGCUCUCCCUUUUUGAUCAUCCAGGUUGGGACCGAACCUAUGUCGAAAGCACGGUGGACUUCAAUCAAAUGGUCAACGCAAUAGGAGAAAAAUUGAAAGCUAGUCGAAGUUUCUUCGAGGAGGUUCUAGCUAAGAAGUCUGGUUCAACUGAACUACCCGAAAUUUUCGAAAGAAUGUCACUUCGAGGGCGCAUGAUGAAGUCAAUGCAUCAGAAAAGAAAGGACACGCUAGAGCAAACCACGCCCCCAGAAAUUAUGAAUCCUAUCGAUUUCAACUUCAUGCUGGAUGCACCUUUUGAUAUCCUAUUCCCGUUUGGUGAGAUGCCGGUCUAUACGCAAAUUGAUUGA